UCCGCUUCCUGCUCCUUCACUCACAGGCCCCCGUCGGACCCCUGUGGCUUCCACAGAUUUCCGGAGUCCGAGCGUGGUGCUCUGCCCGGCCUUCGUGGGAGUGAGAAUGGUGCCCGUGCUCCUGGCGGCCGGGGCUCUGCGGGAGCCGGUGACCUUCCAGGAUGUGGCGGUGGUCUUCACGCAGGAGCAGUGGGGGUACCUGGACCCUUCUCAGAAGGAGCUGUACCGGGACGUGAUGCUGGAGAACUACCGGAACCUGCUGUGCCUGGGACUGGCCGUGUCCAAGCCUGAAGUGAUUUAUCAGCUGGAGCGAGGGGAGGCUCCUUGGAGGCUGGAGGAAAAAGGGCUGGGGAGCAGCCGUCCAGAUGGGGAAUCUAGGUCUGAAACCAAGGACUUCCCUCCAGAGAUGGUUAUUUUUAUGGAGCCUUCACUCCAGCAUAGACUAAAGCAGAGCAAUGAAAAAAAGAACUCCCAGGAAGUAAAAAUGAUUCAGAUGAAAACGCCAACUAAACUGAGAGGCUAUGAUUGUGGCCAAAGCAUUAGGCUAGAACUAAUGCUUUUCUCAAAACAGAGAAUAUCUAUAGAAGAGAGUCUUUACAAAUGUGAUGUACUUGCAUCUGCAGACCCAAGUAUAUGUCAAAGAAUAUCUUCAAAGGAGAUCUUUUCUAAGUGUAAUGAAUGUGAGGAAGCCUUCAUUUCUAAACCAGAUUUCAUUGAAUAUCACAGACUAUGUGCUGGGAAGCAGCCUAAUGAUUAUAACAACUGUGAGAGAGCUGUCAACUUCAGCCAGUUCAUUCGUUCCUUGGAGACAAAUGAUUUUGAAGAGAAAAGCAUUAACUGUAAUGAAUUGGGGGAAAUUUCUACCCAGAAUAUCCAACUGAUGGAGCAUCAGAGAAUUCAUGCGGGACUGCAGCCCUUUGAGUACGGUGAAUGUGUGCUGCCUCUCGGUCACAGCUUUUCGGUGACUUCCCCUGAAAGUGGCUACACUGACCAGAAACCUUUGGUCUGCCGGGCCUGCGGGGAUGUCUUCCUCUGGAGCGUCCAGCUCGCUCGCUAUCAGAGUGCUCCCACUGGCGAGAAGCCUUACGAGGGCCCGGAGUGUGAGAAGGCCUUCUGCCUGAGAGAGUCCCUGACCAAACGCUCACGGAUGCACACUGGGGAGAGGCCCUAUGGAUGCAGUGAGUGUGGGAAAGCCUUUCGGCGCAGAGGGCAGCUCACCCGACACCAGAGAAUCCACACCGGCGAGAAGCCUCAUGAAUGUGGGGAGUGUGGGAAGGCCUUCUACCAGAAGGACCAGUUUACUCAGCACCAGAGAAUCCACACUGGGGAGAAGCCCUAUGGGUGCAAGGAAUGUGGCAAGGUCUUCCGGGUGAGGACCCAGCUCACUCAGCACCUUCGCAUCCACACGGGGGAGAAGCCCCACAAGUGCAAUGAGUGCGGGAAGGCCUUCAGGCAGAGGGGCCAUCUCACUGUGCAUCACAGGAUUCAUACCGGGGAGAAGCCCUACGAGUGCAGGGAGUGCGGGAAGGCCUUCCGCCUGAGCACAGAGCUCACCCGCCAUCAGAGAAUCCACACUGGGGAGAAGCCCUAUGCAUGCAGUGAGUGUGGGAAGGCCUUCCGUCUGAGCACUGAGCUCACCCGUCACCAGAGGGUCCACACUGGGGAGAAGCCUUAUGGCUGCAACCGGUGUGGGAAGGUCUUCCGCCAGAGCACCCACCUUACUCAGCAUCAGCGCAUUCAUACCGGAGUGAAGUCUCAUAAUGUACUUUAUGCAGCAAAGCCCAGCGUGUUCCUCCUGGAAGUGAAGUCUCAUAAUGUACUUUAUGCAGGAAAGCCCAGCGUGUCCUCCUGGAGCAAAAUCUCAUAAUGUACUUUAUACAGCAAAGCCCAGCGUGUCCUCCUGGAGCAAAAUCUCAUAAUGUACUUUAUACAGCAAAGCCCAGCGUGUUCCUCCUAGAGUGAAGUCUUAUAAUGUAAUUUAUGCAGGAAAGCCCAGCGUGUUCCUCCUGGAAGUGAAGUCUCAUAAUGUACUUUAUGCAGGAAAGCCCAGCGU
This is a messenger RNA of Antechinus flavipes (yellow-footed antechinus), 2053 nucleotides long. Its product is annotated as zinc finger protein 570-like. Gene Ontology annotation, biological process: regulation of DNA-templated transcription. The record is from RefSeq and is a predicted model, not a curated record. The coding region runs from base 107 to 1867 and encodes 586 amino acids. NCBI's taxonomy places the organism in Eukaryota, Metazoa, Chordata, Mammalia, Dasyuromorphia, Dasyuridae. The transcript has 7 exons.